Messenger RNA from Carassius carassius (crucian carp), 5657 nucleotides. Its product is annotated as xenotropic and polytropic retrovirus receptor 1 homolog. Gene Ontology annotation, biological process: phosphate ion transport; cellular response to phosphate starvation. NCBI's taxonomy places the organism in Eukaryota, Metazoa, Chordata, Actinopteri, Cypriniformes, Cyprinidae. Bases 329 to 2407 code for a protein of 692 amino acids. The record is from RefSeq and is a predicted model, not a curated record. Gene Ontology annotation, cellular component: plasma membrane; Golgi apparatus; cytoplasm. The transcript has 16 exons. Gene Ontology annotation, molecular function: inositol hexakisphosphate binding.
CAAACGUCUCGAGUCCGGAGAGAGAAAGUCCCUUCCAGAGACGCGCGCACCGGGGCAGUAGUGCUGUCAUUUAGGCACCUGUUUCGAGAAGUAGAAGGAGGGAACUUUUAGUCCUCUUGUCUUGCGGGUUACACUUUGAACGGGGUAAUAUGUGGGACCGAGGAAUAAUGAACUGUGAUACACCGGCCAGGAUUUAGACGGAGCGCAACGCGACGCGACGCAAGCGGCUCUGUAACUUAGUGACAGAAAUAACAAAAGCACCGAAAGAAGACGCUGCCCGACCAGAGGAUAUUAUCAUAGACCGACUGUGGAUAUCUGCUCCGCCAGGAUGAAGUUUGCGGAGCACCUGUCUGCCCAUAUUACUCCAGAAUGGAGGAAACAAUAUAUUCAGUACGAGGCUUUCAAGGAGAUGCUGUAUGCGGCCCAGGACCAGGCCCCAUCCAUAGAAGUCACAGAUGAAGACACUGUCAAACGGUACUAUGCCAAGUUUGAGGAGAAGUUCUUUCAGACAUGUGAAAAGGAGCUCUCAAAGAUCAACACAUUCUAUUCAGAGAAACUGGCUGAGGCACAGCGCAGAUUUGCAACUUUGCAGAAUGAGCUGCAGACGUCUCUGGAUGCCCAGCGGGAAAGCAAUGCUCCAGGGCUGCGCAGUCACCGCAAAACGGUGUUUCCUUUGUCCAACAAAGAGCGCAACAAACAUCGCAACAUCAAAGACCUGCAGCUGGCCUUCAGCGAGUUCUACCUCAGCCUCAUCCUCCUGCAGAACUACCAGAAUCUGAACUUCACUGGAUUCCGUAAGAUUCUGAAGAAACAUGAUAAGAUUCUGGACACACAGCGUGGCGCUGAUUGGCGUGUGGCUCACGUGGAGGUGGCUCCAUUCUACACCUGCAAGAAGAUCACACAGCUCAUCUCUGAGACCGAGGCUCUGGUGACCACAGAGCUGGAAGGAGGUGACCGUCAGAAGGCCAUGAAGAGGCUGAGAGUUCCACCUCUUGGAGCAGCACAGCCUGCACCUGCCUGGACCACCUUUCGUGUGGGACUGUAUUGUGGGGUCUUCAUUGUCCUGGCUGUCGCCUUUGUUCUUAUUGGUGCUUUUUUCAUUCGUAAUCAGAACAUCUGGCCACUGGUGCGCAUCUACCGAGGCGGUUUCCUGUUGAUUCAGUUUCUCUUCCUCUUGGGGAUUAAUACUUAUGGCUGGAGGCAGGCGGGUGUCAAUCAUGUGCUGAUCUUUGAGCUGAACCCUCGAAACAAUCUUUCACAUCAACAUCUGUUUGAGAUCGCAGGGUUUUUGGGGGUGUUGUGGUGUCUCAGCAUCCUAUCCUGUCUGUUUGCGGACUACACUUGGCUCCCUAUGCAGGCAAACCCCCUCAUCCUCUAUGGCUUCAUGGUGCUCUUCCUCAUCAACCCCUUCAAAACUGCCUACUACAAAUCCCGUUUCUGGCUUAUCAAACUUUUGUUUCGUGUGUUCACCGCCCCGUUCCACCGAGUGGAGUUUGCAGACUUCUGGCUGGCAGAUCAACUCAAUUCCCUGGUCAUUGUGCUCUCAGAUCUGGAGUAUCUGGUCUGUUACUACAGCAUGGAGCUGCAGUGGGGAGAUCGCAGUGGCUUACUGGACUCCAUAUAUGGCGAUGAACGGUGUAACAGCUACUCUUAUGGAGUUCGGGCCAUCAUCCACUGUCUGCCUGCCUGGCUGCGGUUUGUUCAAUGUCUGCGACGUUACCGUGACACCAGAAGGGCCUUCCCUCACCUGGUGAAUGCUGGGAAAUACUCCACCACCUUCUUUGUGGUCACGUUUGCAGCCCUCUACAGAACUCAUAAAGACCAGAAACAUGCCGAUGCUGAGGUGUUUUUCUACAUGCUGAUCCUUUCUUCAGUCGUCAGUUCACUCUACACACUGAUCUGGGACCUAAAGAUGGACUGGGGUCUUUUUGAUCGCAAUGCAGGCGAGAAUAUCUUCUUGAGAGAGGAGAUUGUUUAUCCACAUAAAGCCUACUACUACUGUGCCAUUAUAGAAGAUGUGAUCUUGCGCUUCGCCUGGACACUGCAGAUCUCUCUGACUUCCAUGACUGCCAUUCCUUCCAUCGAGGACAUCGUGGUUACCAUUUUAGCUCCUCUGGAAGUGUUUAGACGUUUUGUGUGGAACUUCUUCCGUCUUGAGAAUGAGCACUUGAAUAACUGCGGUGAGUUCCGAGCGGUGCGGGACAUCUCAGUGGCUCCUCUAAACGCUGAUGACCAGACGCUGCUGGAGCAGAUGAUGGACCAGGAGGAUGGAGUCCGGAACAGGCAGGGCAAAAAGAGCUGGAAACGGAGUCACAGCCUGUCCUUACGACGACCACUGCUAUCCUCACAGUCUAAGAAGGAUACUAAGGUGCUCAUUGAGGAUACGGACGAUGAGGCCUUCAGCUGAACCCAGAUGUCGCUGUCACGCCACCUGUCUCCGCUUUCUACUGGUUCCUCCCAGAGCUGCCUCAGCACACCUGAUCCCAAACACACACAGAUACACACAUUCACAUUUUCACAUACUCUCUCUUUUCAACACUCACAAAAGCAUCCAAAGACAGAGUAGUGGACAGAGUUAAGCACAAAAACAGCCGAGAGACAUAUCAGGACACAACAGUGACAUCGUACAAACACUAACACACACAUACAACAAAAUAUACAGAUGCGCACGGAAAAGCCAAGUCAGGAAUUUUCCUCAAUGUACUUUUUUUAUUAGACUUUUUCAUUAUGUUCCUCUAUAUUGAUACUUUUUUGUACAUUUGUUUAGGUUUUUGAAUCUUUAUUACUGCAUAUGACUGUUUACAAACUUAAAAUAAUAACUAGGAGCUACAGGGAGGAGAGUUAUCAUAGGAAAGAAAAAUAUAAUAUCGUACAACGCACUGACUCAAGCUGCACACUAUAACUGUUAUAACUGCAGCGCAUUUAGAAAUAACAACAGCUAGGUAGUUGAUGUUUGUUAUAUUUUUUAUAACAAUUGUUUGGGGCGGGGGAUGUUCUUUCAUAUAUAUAUAUAUUUUUUUUUUUGAGUUGUCAUGACAUCAGAGUACGGCCCUGGUGGCACUUUUUAGAAAUCCUUCAUUUUUGUAAACCACAAAAAACCACAAUGUUUAGAGACUUAUUGUUUCAUCAUAUUUUAUGCAAAUAUGUUUUUUUUUUUUUAACAUGCAUUGCUUUGAUAUCAAAGCUGUCAUAUUUUUGCCAUGCAUGAUUUGUGUUUGAGAGAAUUGUGUGUGUGUGUGUGUGUGUGUCUGAUGCUAAAUGAAAGGUUUAUGUCCUGCUGUCCUCUGAGGAUGUUAAGAAUUAUUAUUUUCAUUGAUACUUUGACCAGUGAAACUACUAUAAGUAAACCUGAAAUUGCUGGUUAAUAUUUGAAAUACCAUUUGGGUAAAAAAUAAAAUAAAAUCUGUCCUCUGAAAAAGAGGUGAUUCUGUGAACUAUUUUAAUUGUAAUGAUGCACUAAACUGAAAAGAUUCAGGAAUAAUGGUCACCCAACUGCAAACUGAAUGGAAGUGGACACAUUUUAAUUGAGCUAAUGUGUUUCCUACAUGGCUUUUUGUAUCACUUAUUAAGCAUUGCCAUAACCACUCUUAGCCAAAGAGGAAAUGCGAACACUGAUGUCGAUUGUAAUUCUUAUGGUUGUGACAUCAAUUUUGUAUUGUGGUAAACCAUAUGAGAUGUUGUGCAUCAAAAAGUAGUUUCAGUGUGGUGAGGAGACAUAUUUUAUGUAAGCUUUUUCCUUACCAACAUGGUCGCAGUUUGAUUAUUUGUAUGCUUGAUGAGUGUGGCAAUAUAUUUCUUAUCAGUUUUACGUUAAUGAGUAAAAUUUGAUUGUACAUGAUUUAUAAUGUACAUUUAUAAUGUACAUUUUUGCAAGACAGCUAUAACUACUUGUCUUACAUACAUUUUCAUACAUAGUCUAUGAAUGUCAAAGAAUAUUUAGGAGGAAAGCAUCCGUUUUUCACCUCUUUAUCAGAAUGUUUUGACAGCAGAGAGUGAAGACUGUCAUUUUCACUUACAAUGACUUUUAUUAUAAAUAAUAUCCAUUGUUGUCAUCAAAAAAGAAAACACCAGGGCUGUUUUAGCUGAUGUUUGUUUUGCUUAUUUUUUUCAGCUUUAAGUUUUUGAGACUCUUUCAGCAGCAUGCAUCCUUGUAUUUUUGCAAGCACAAUCUUUCAGCUCUAACUAAAAUCAAAUGAAAAGAUGAGUCUGUCUUCACAACCUCUCUUCUUAUUUAGUCUUUAAAAGAAAAGUGGUACUGCUAAUGAAAAAAAAGAUGUACAGAUAGCAGGCAUUGUUUGUGACUAGGUUUAUUUAUUCAUGUAUUUAUUGCCUAAACACAUUUGAUGCAAAAAUAUGUAGAAUGCAGAAUGCAAAAAUGUAGUUUGGAUUACAAAGCUAACAGAAGAAAGGGAAAACUACAUGUGAAUCGUGGUUGCAAAAGAAUAUAGCGUGCUAUCCUCAUUGAAAAUGUGGUGUUACGGUGUUAACGUAUGGUCCUUUAAUAUUAAUGAAAUGUCAGUCUUGUUGUUCUCAAAAUGAUGUUUUGGCACACAAGUGUCUUACUUUGCUGUCUUUAGUUCUUGACUCUCAGAACUGACUGAAUCCUUUAUUGAGAAGACUAUCAAGGUUCACACAAAAAUUUUUAGAAAUUAUACACUUCCUGAACCAACAUCACCGUAUGUGGAUGCUGAGCAUAAAAUUGUCCCAUCCAGUGAUUUUUGUUUUGUUUUUUGUAAUGCAUUGCCAAUUGUCUUGCCUGCAUGCUGCUUUUGUUUUGCACUGUAAAUAGUAUAAUUUUGUACAUUUUAAAAUAUGUUUAAGAAUGUUUAAGGUUUAUUUAUUGUACUAAUUAUUUAUGUACUAGUUGGAAACGUUUGCUUUUAAAUGAGCAGUAUUAUGGUAGAUGAAGGGCAUUUUUGAUUAGUUACAAUCCAGUUUUACAUAUGUGAAUUCUGUCGAAAUAGUGUAACCUAAGAUGCUGUUGUGAAUAUGGAAUGUGAUCGGUUUUAUUUACAGUAGGUAUAUAUUUCUGCUCAUAACACUUUCAUCCCCAGGGUUUGUGCCCAUUUGACAGGACUUGUUGGAUGACAGUGGUUUUGGGUCUAUAUCGUGGACUGAUCUGGCUGGGGAGGAUUUGGAGACGAUUGGGACAUGUUAACAUUCUCAUUAACACCCUAAAUAGGGGUUGUGUUAUGAGAUGAACCCUCAAAAUGUAGGGUUUUUAGUUUGUAAAUUGUUUAUUAUUAUUAAUUUAUUUACUUUUACAAAUACAGAACUGGAAUAAUACACAAGCCCUAACAUAAUUUCUGCUUGCUAAAGCCAUGAUGUUAAGUGCUUGAUAUCUCUGCAUCUUUUCUAUCUGUUAUCUUGAUGUUGUAUCCCUUUUUAAAUCCUUGACUGUGACAUUGUUUGUAGUUGAUAGAUGGUUGUACUUUUGAGUUAGUAAAGAAAAAUAGAAAAAACGUGUGGUUCUGUGAUUAACUAGAGAUAUAAAAAGAGAGAAAAUGUCUCAGUGUUUCCUCUUUGACAGUAGUUUGUAAAUGUUGAGUGUAUUCCUAUGAUGGUUCCACUGAUGAUCUCAUUUGUGUUUCUGUAUACACUCUGGUGAUCCUGUCAUAUCUGGGUUUUAUAAACCACGCUUAUUUUUAAAACCUUCA